GACAUUACCGCAGCUUGAACUGACAUCACAACUGUGCGCGAGGCACCGCAGUUCGAGCACCUUUUGUCCACUGCAGCGUCUUUCUUGGUCUCUACAUCAGCUUCUAUCAUAUAAGAGACAAUUUGAGUGUGUAGGAUUUAAUCUAGACAGCAUUUGGCCGGCUGAGCCCCUGAAAACGAGGUUAGCCUGUGCUAGGCUCGCAGGUAUUGCUGCCGGGCUUCGUUUCGUGUAUCCAGAUUAGCACGACGAGCUGCUGCUGCUAGGACCUGCACGGUGCUGGCACCGACGGCUUCAGCGAAGUGCAUCGCCGGUGUUCUCUGACCUGGGAUUACGCGAUAUGAUGCGGCCGGUUGGCCAGCUAGGGCGCUAACCACUCGACAUGGACGGCGCCGAGGGCGUGGGCCGCGCUGGUAUGGCCGACAACGCCGACGGCCAGGCGCCUGAGCUCGCGAAGGACCACGACGCGGGCCGGCUGGAUGCAGCGCUUGUGACGGGCGACGCGCCUUCAGCUGGCAUGACGGAGGCGCCUCCGCCGGCAGCGUCCCCAUGCGGCGCCCGCGAGGCAGACGCCGCUGAGCCGGGAGCGGCCAACGACCAACGAGGAGAUGACCUUAGUACAGCACUCCACGACUCCACGGCACACGCUGCGGAGGCACAAGUAACGAAGACAGCAGCUGCAUCUGACGCGAUGGAGGUGGAUGAAGCUCGCACGCGGCAGCCAGCUCGGCCACCUUCCAAUCCCAGCUCAGCACAAGUUGAGCCGGAGGCCAUGUCCUGUGACGGGCUAUCGGCCGCUGGUGUUCGGCAUGACCCUCCGCAACAGCAGGCAAGCGAGCAGGCGGCCCCGAGCGCUGAUGCAGCUACACCAGCCGAAGCAACAGCCCAGGCCGUGCCACCAAAGCAACCACCACGGCAGCAGCCAGAUGCAGCCGGCGCUGCAGCGGCGUGCGGAGAUGCUGAGUCCAUGGACUCGGAGCAAGCACCCGCUGCGGCCGGGAAUGGGGUCGACGCGAAUGCGCCGUCUGCUGAGGGCGGACCUGUUGCUGCGGAAGCUGCACCAGCCGCAGCUGAGGUUCCAGCAGACAGCGAGGAGGUCACAGCAGAUCCGAGCGGUGCUGUUGUGGCUGCAGCAGCUGCUGACCCUGCCAGCAAGGCCGCCGCGGCUAAGUCGCAUGCGGCAGCGGCAGAUGGGGGCGUGGACCAGGAGGCAGGCCAGUCAGCGGAGGCGGGCGCGGCCGCAGAUGUAACAGCAGCAGCCGCUACCGCAGACCCAGAAGCGCAACCAGAGCCGCUUGCUGAGCACAAGGCGCAGAGCGCACCGGCCGGCGGCGCUGGCUCGGCCUUCACCCUGGGGCUACUUGGGCCAAGUCAAGACGCAGCCGUUGGGGCGGUCAUGUACGACCUGUGGGCCACCGAGGCGUCAGCAUCGGGGCUGACUGGUGCAAAGCGGCGGAGCGGCGCCGUCGCUGCUGCCGCGCCCGGCGGAGUUGCCGCACGGGCUGGCGGUGGUGGUGGGCCGCCGGCCGCCAAGCGCGCCAAGCAAGAGGCUGGGACACCGCGGGCUGCCGAGGCUUCCAAGGCGCAACCAAAAGCAGCAGCUGCGGCUGCUGCGGGCAGCAGCCGACGGCCUCCACGCAGCGCCGCUGCCGCUGCGGCAGUAGCCGAUGCUGACGCAAAGCCUGAGUCCACGGCACCGAAGUCCGCAGCCAAGUCGAAAGGCAAGACUACGGCAGAGGACGCGGGCGCCACCAGCAAGCAGCCCGCCCCCAAGGGCAAGACUACAGCCAAAGCAGCGGAGAACGACGCUGACGAGGACAAGGCAGCUGACGCUGCUCAGGCCACCGCAGUAGCUGCGAAAAAGGAUGAUGCCGCAGGGGGCAAGAAGGGCAAAGCAGUAGCUAAGAAGGCGGGGGCUGCGGAGGCUGCCAGCGGCGAAGCAGCGGGCGACAAGAACGGCAAGGCAACGGCCAAAGCUGGCAAGGGCGAGGCAGCGGGAGUCAAGGCGGAAGCAGCAGAGCCGCAGUAUAGUGGGGCAGCUGACGCAAAGCGUGCAGGCGGAGCCAAGGGCAAGGGCGCGCAGCAAGCGAAAAAGAAGGAUGGCGCUGCCGAUGCCGAGACCGCUGCCGCUACGACGUCUGAGGCUGAGGAGGUGAAGCCGGAGCCAGGGGAGCCCAAGCCGCAGGGCAAGCGGAAGGCGGCAGCUGCAAGCGGGAAGAAGGGCAAAGGGCACGGCCAGGAGGAGGUGGUGGAACCUAAGGAGGAGAAGGAGGAGGCUGUAGCGGGUCCGUCGACAGCGGCAGCAGCGGACUCGCAGGCAACGGACGGUGGCAAGCCGGCUGCCUCCACCGCCGCAGCGUCGGAGAAGCAAGCGGCCAGCGGCAAAGGCAAGCGGGGUGCGGCGGCGGCUGAUGCUAAGAAGCCGGCCGCCCGAACUCCAUCCCGGAAGACAGCUUCGGCCUCGGCAGCGUCCAAGGACAAUGCUGCCGCUGCGGGCAGCAACAAGGAGGCUACGUCACCUGGCGAGGGCGUGAAGACGGCAGAGGCAACGGAGGAUGCGGAGAUGAAGGAUGCGGAGGUCAACGCGGAGGCACCGGCGGUGGGUAGCGAAGGCGCUGGUGGGAAGGACGCUGCGGCUGCCGCAGGAAGCAGCAAAGAAGAGCAUGGCGGCGAGGCCGCUGGCAGCAAGGACGCAGCCGCUGCUUCUGCCAAGGCUGGCGAACGCAGCACCCGCCUGCCACGGCGCAGCAAGCUGCUCAAGCCGACACCCGCAGACGCAGCACCGAAGCCGGCGGGAGCGGACGCUACUGCGGCCGGUACGGCAGAGCCGGCAGCUGAUGCUGCCGCCAUGUCCGCCAAACUGGCGGGUGGUGAUAACGAGGCAGUGGCCGGCGUCAAGGCCGAGGCCGCAGACGAGCCGGCCGCUGAUGCUGCAGCGUCUAAGGACGACGACGCCGGCGACGCAACUGCGCCCAAACCGCCGCGGCCACCGCCGCCGCCUGGUCCACCGGGCUUCAAGGAGGACCCUGACUGGCUGGACUGGCCCAUCAAGCUGACGGACGAACAUGUGGACUUCAUCCGCACACUGGCGCACAAGGUGUUCGCGGCCAAGGAGGCGCCGCCGCGCGACGCCAAGGCGCUGCUGCGCUGCUCGGGCAUGUGGGGGCGCAAGCUCGAGUACCGCAAGCGCGACGGUCGUGAGGGCACCUACCGGCCCAUCUUCAGCGGCAUCGUGACGGACAAGGGCACGCUGGCCUGCACCUGCGAGGCCUGCAAGGAGGAGAGGACGCACUCGCUGACCGAGUUCGAGGUGCACUGCGGCGGCACGCACAAGAAGCCGGCAGACCACACAUGGGUCAUCGAGCUGGGCCUCAACCUGCGAGACCUGGCGCUCAUGACCUGCCGCUGCCUGGGCCUGGGCCACAUCGCCGCCGGCACCGGCCAGGGCCGCAUCAGCGGCGCCGCCGUAAAGGCUGCGCUGGGCGAGUCCGCGCUGGGCACGGGCGAGGGGAAGAAGCGCAGCGGCGGCGGCAAGCCCCGCAAGUCUGCUGCCGCUGCCGCGGCAGCCGGCGGCGCUGAAGGUGAGGGCGGCACAGCUGCCCUAGUCAGCUCGCGCCCACGCGGCACAGGCGGCAGCCCGGCAGGCCGCAAGCCCGGCAGGCUUCGCGCCGCCGGCUCCAGCACCGAGACGGAGUCCGACGUGGAGACCGAGACGGAGACUGAGGAUGACCUGGACGACUUCGAGGAGCAAGUGGAGCGGACGGCGCCCACCGGCGGCACAGCCCGCCAGCGCGCCGCUGCCGCGCAGGGGGCCGCGGCCGUGGCUACCGCGGGCGUAGCGGGAUGGGACCGCCACGCGCCCGUGCCGGCGGGCACUUGCACGGUGUGCUUGCGGGCGCUGCCAGAAAACUACAAGGAGCUGGCGGCAGCGCCCGUCAACGCGACCGUCCUUUCCUGCUCCAAGUGCCAGGGCCACUGCCACACCUCCUGCGCGGCGCCUUUCGGCUUGCCGCCACCGAAGCCAGCCACGGCUGCAGCUCCGGCCGCAGCGCCCGCUGUGGACGCGCCCGCUCCACAGCCCGCGGCGGCGCCUGAGCAGGCACCCGAGGGCGCUGCCCCUAGCACCCAGCCCGCCGCGGCAGCGCCCGCGGCAGCGCCCGCGGCUGACGCCGCCCCAGUGGCAGACGCGGCACAGGCAGCCGACGCAGUCAUGGUGGAGGCGGGCGAGCCAACCGCACAAGCUGCAGACGCUCCUUCCGUCGACGCCGCAGCCCCGGCCCCGGCCCCGGCCGAUGCGCCUGCUGCUGUUGCCGCGGAAGCUUCAGCUGCGCCGGCCGCUGACGCGUCCGCUGACGCGCCUGCUGUCGCCGCUGCUGCAGACACAGCUGCCGUUGCCACCGACGCUGCCAUUUCUGUGGCGGCCACCUGCGACUGGCAGUGCCCCCAUUGCCGCCAGGUGGGCCGCGGCAAGCGCAUGAAGCGCCCCAACCCCACCUACUUAGACCAAGACGCUGCAGCGACAGCUACCGCCGCCGGCCCCGCACCCGAGCGGCUAGGGCGCGGGCGCGGGCGCGGCGGCAGGCCGCCGGGCCCCGGUGUUGCAAUCGGCGGUGGCCGCGGGCGCGGUCGGGGCCGCGGGCGCAACGUCAUGAACAUGACGCAGGCUGAGAUCGCGGAGAUGUACUUCUCCAAGGCGCGCAUGGCAAUGGCAAAGGGCGGCGACGGCACCAUCCCCAAGCCCACGUUCAGCAGCGGCGCCGGCGGCGCCUUGGGUGGCCUGGUGGGUUCGCCACUGUCCCCGCGACUGGACGGCGCAGCCGGUGGGACUGGCGCAUCCACAGCUGAGACGGCGGUUCCGAGCUCGGAUGCUGCCGCCGCAUCCGCGCCUCAGGACGGCGCCGCGCCGGCGGCAGAGCGUGUGCCUGCAGCUGAGGGUGCCGCCGAAGCGGCUGCGACAGCGCCUGCCGAAGGCGCAGCCGCGCACCCACCCGCCACGGCGCCAGGUGGCGCUGUGACAGCAGCACCAACUGAUACCGCUGCCGCCGGAGGCGAGGUGGCCGCGGCCGGGACUUCUGGAACCGCCGCGCAGGUGCCCACGCAGCCAGGGGACGCGGCCGCCACAUCUGCUGCUCCUGCCGACGUAGACGCAGCCAAGGAGAAGGCCAAGCGCGAGCAGGAGGACGCGGCGCUCGCACGCGCCAUCGCCAUCGCCGAGGGCUGGGGCGAGGAGGAGUAUGGGGAGGAGUACGGUGAGGAGGAUGAGGAGGAUGACGACGAUGAGGACGAGGAGGAGGAGGCGGUGGACGAGGACGACGAGGACUAUGAGGGCGCCCGGCGGCGCAAGCGGCCGAAGGCCGCCGUCGCGCCGCCGCCGCGGACGCAUUUUAGCAUGGCGCCGCCGCCAAUGCCGUCGCCCGUGCCCCGGCCGGCUGGCGCCCCUGCGGGUGCUGCGCCGGGGCCCGCAGGUGGCGGCGGCCGUAUACAGAUGACGCUGCCGGUAACCAUGCGCGCGUCCGCGGCUCGCAGCAACGCCUCGGCGCGGCGGCAGGUGUGCGGCCGGACGCUGUUCGACGGCCUGCCAGGCGGCCUCAAGCACGACGACAUCGUGUGGUACACGCUGCAGGGCAAGCGGCUCCUGCGCGGCGUGGUUCAGCUGCAGGCGUGUGGCGCCGCGACCAGCGGCAUCCUGUGCGGCCACUGCGACACCAUCAUCAGCGCCUCCGCCUUCGAGGCGCAUGCAGGCCACAAGCACCGGCGCAACCCGUAUGAGGCCAUCCUCACCGAUGACGGCAUGACGCUGAAGCGUAUCGCCGAGCGCCUCAUGCCCAUUGCCGCCAGCCAGGCAGGCCACGCCUCCCCGCCACAGCCGCGCGCCAAGGGCGCUGGCGGUGCCCUGGCGGCCGCCGCCGCCGCGGUCGCGGCCGCAGCUCACGCCGCAGCGGCAGUGCAUCACGAUGAUCACCAACACCACCACGACGGCGGUGAGGCCGGCGAGGACGACGACGACGUGGAGAUGGUCGAGCUGGUGGAUGACGCUGCCUGCGUGCUGUGCCACGAGCCGGACUUUGACCGGGAGGGCUUCAGCGACAAGACCGUGCUUAUCUGCGACCAGUGCGAGAAGGAGUACCACAUCGGCUGCCUGCGUCAGCACAAGAUGGUGGACAUGCAGGCGGUGCCGGAGGGCGAAUGGUUCUGCAGCGACGAGUGCGUGCGCAUUCGCGAUGCGCUGGGCGAGGACGUGGCGGCGGGCGAGGUGCUCAUGCCUGGCAACCCCGCCUACCGCUGGCAGAUCCUGCGCGGCAAGAAUGGCCGGCAGCAGACCUGGCACGCGCUGUCCACUGUGCUCAACAUCCUUCAGGAGUCGUUCGACCCCAUCAUCGACACCGGCAGCGGCUCCGACCUGCUGCCGGCCAUGGUCAACGCCGAGACGGCGGGCGACUACGACUUCCAGGGAAUGUACUCCAUCCUGCUGCGGUACAGGGGCCCGGACAAGGAGGCGCGCGGCAAGCCGGUGCUGGCGGCGCUGUUCCGCGUGCUGGGCAGCAGUAUGGCGGAGAUGCCGCUGGUGGCCACCCGCUACGACUGCCGCCGCCAGGGCCACCUGCGCGCGCUGGUGGACGCGAUGCGCCACAAGCUGCUGGGGCUGGGCGUGCGCGCCAUCGUUCUGCCCGCCACGGCCGACGCGCAACCCGCCUGGCGCCAGCUGCAGUUCCAGGACCUGGACGAGCCGUCCACACGCGUGGCGCGCAGCGAGCACCGCAUGGUCAUCUUCCCGCACACCACCGUGCUGGCGCGCCCGCUCAUCCGCGUGCCUGGCUACGACCAGAGCCAGCUGCAGUCCGCGCACGAGGCGGCCGACCCAGCAUUCAUCGCCGCCUGCGCCAAAGCCAUGGAGGAGGCCCGCGUCGCCUCCGGCAAGGAGAUCGUGGACAGCGAGGAGAAGAUCUACGCCGCUAUGGACGACGCGGCGGCCGCCGCCGCGGAGGUGCAGGCGGCCAAGGCGGCCGCGCUGGCGGAGCAAGGCAUUUUCGUAGGCCGCGGCCGAGGCCGCGGCCGCGGGCGGGGGCGAGGUCGUGGUUUUGCGGCGGCCGCCGCCACCGGAGGGGGCUACGGUGCGCCAUACAGCGCCGCCGGGCCUGUGGAGGUGGAUGCCUACGGGCAGCCGGUGGAGGGCGAGCCGUACAGCGGCGCCGGAGGGCCAUACCCUGGCGCGCCGCCGCACUUGGCGCUGCUGCCGGGCUCGCCGGGCGCACCGGGCCGGGGGCGCGGCCGGGGGCGCGGGCGCCGCGGGCGGCCUCCCAUGUCGGCCCAUGUCGCGUACCCGCACCCCGGCGCUGUCGCCGGCGACCCAGGCGCCGGCGAUUAUCCGGCCGCACCGCCCGAGGGUGAUGACGGCAUGGCGGCGUACGGCGGUGGUGGCUGGGGCGCUUAUCACAUGCCCGUGCCCGUUUCGCGCGGCCGGGGCCGGCCACGUGGCCGGGGCCGGGGAACUGGCGUUGGGGGCCGGCCGCGCGGGCGGGGUCGUGGCCGCGGCCGGGGGCGGGCGGCGGCUGCCGCGUUGUACGCAGGCGGAUUGGCCGGGGCCGGCAGCACGUACCCAGGCUACGGUGCAGAAGGCGCGGGCGAGGGCGAUGACGGCGAGGAGGGCGACGACACCUGGGCCGGCUACGGCGGCGUCGGUGAGGUGGCGUCGGCGGUGGGCAGCGCUGUUGCUGCAGGCGAGACGGGCGAGGGCAUGAUGACGGCGGCCAUGGGCGCGGCGUCACGCUUCUCCAUGGGCCCGCUGCAAGGCGCCAUGGUGGCAGCUGCGGCCGCGGCCGCGGCAGCGGCGGCAAAGCAGUACGCGCCGCAGAUGGCGGCGGUGGAUGCGGCGGGCAGGCCGCGGCAGCCAUCCGACGGCACGGAUGCCGCUGGCAUGCCGGCAGCGGCCUUUGGCAUGCCGCCGCCUCAGCAGCCAGGCCAGGGGCUUGCAGCCUUCGGCGCGGCCGCAUCUGGGGCGUCCGUAGCCGGCAUGGCGCCCGGCUACGGUGCGGAUGCUGCCGGGCAAGCUGGAGCGCAGGCGCCCGCAGCGGUGGCUGCGGCUGCGGCGGCUUACAAGUGGGCGCUGGAGCAGUUCACGCAGAAGCAGCACCAGCAGCAACCGCCAGCACCGGCAGCCGGCCCUGGGCCGGAAAGCACAGGCGCCGCAGCGUACGGCAUGGCGGCGCGGGCUUACGGCAACGCGAUGAAUGCUGGGAUGGCGGCGGCGACAGCAGCGCGCACUAGUGGCGGCGGCGCCCCGCCUACCGGCGCGUGGAGCAGCCAGCCGCCGGGCUGGCCGCAGCCGCAGCAGGUGCACUACCAGCCGCCGACAUCCCAGCCGCCGCAGCCAGUGUCCUUGCAGCCGAGCCAGCAGCAGCUGCAGGCCUGCAAUUUCCUUGCAAGCCUAACGGGCGGCGGCGGCCUCUCUAGUGGUGGUGCGCCGCCGGGCCCUGCGGCAGGCGCGCCAGGGAGCAGCUGGGGAGCUCCUCCGGCGCAAGCGCCGCAGGCGGCUCAGCAUUCCUACCAGCCACCGCCGCAGCCGCAGCCACCGCAGCAGCACCAUCACCAACCGCACCAGCUGCACCAGCAGCCGCACCAGAUGCAGGGCGGCAUGGUGGCUUACCACCAAACGCACCAGCAACCAUUGUCAGCGGCGCAGCCGCAGCACUAUCAGCAGCAGCCUGGCGCGUGGCCCCAAGCGGCUGCGGGCGGCAGCAACCCAUCAUUGACAGACCAGAACUACCACGAGACGCUUGCGGCACUGCAGCGGCAGCAGGAGCGGCAAAACCAACAAGCGUUGCUGGGGAUACCGCCGGCUCAGCAGCAACAAGCACAGCAGCACCCGCAGUUCCCGCAGCAUGGGGGUUAUCCUACCGGGAUUGCGCCGCCGCAGCAGCCGCCGCAGCAGCAACAGCAGUAUGGGUAUCCUGACCCGCAGGCGGCUGCGCAGCAGGCGGCUGCGCAGUUCGCUGCGUACGGGCAGUACGGGGGGCCGGCUGGGGCGCCAGGGCUGUUCGGCCAGCAGCCGCAGCGGUGAUGCCCCAGGUGAUGCAUUGCAUAUGGAAUAGGGGUGUCGUUGACGCUCUGACUCUAUGAAUACGAUUUGCAAGAGUGGCGUCGCACAGAGGUUGCGCUGGCGCACGCAGACGCAGAUGGCCACAGUCCAUACACUUUCUUGACCCGUGUGUCAGCGUGGUUCAGUGGGCACAUAGGUGGCGAGAUAGUGGGAAAUCGCAGCAACGUAGGUGAGGCGUUGUUGUGGCCUGCAGCCAGGCUUGGGGAGGUUAGGAUGGCACGCUAUCAGACACGCUGACGCUAUCGGGAUACUAGCGGUCUAGCGCCCCUCGUGUUGUGCUCUCAUGCGUGUGUUUUGUGGGCCUGAGGACUGUAAUUCCAUCGGAGC
Messenger RNA from Chlamydomonas reinhardtii, 9421 nucleotides. RefSeq lists its product as uncharacterized. Bases 380 to 9055 code for a protein of 2891 amino acids. The transcript is spliced from 12 exons. The record is from RefSeq and is a predicted model, not a curated record. Lineage: Eukaryota; Viridiplantae; Chlorophyta; Chlorophyceae; Chlamydomonadales; Chlamydomonadaceae.